UACCUGCACAACGAGAAGAAGCUGCUGCACGGGGACAUCAAGUCCCCCAACGUGGUGGUCAGGGGCGACUUCGAGGCCGUCAAGAUCUGCGACGUCGGAGUGUCCCUGCCCCUGGAUGAGAACAUGACCGUGAGCGACCCCCGGCUGUGCUACGUGGGCACGGAGCCCUGGAAGCCGAAGGAGGCGCUGGAGGAGGGCGGGAUCAUCACGGACAGGGCCGACAUCUUCGCCUUCGGCCUCACCCUGUGGGAGAUGCUGACCCUGAGCAUCCCACACCUGACCCUGGACAGCGGGGACGAAGGUUGGGAGCCUCCGCGUUCCCGGCGGGAAUCGUCCCUCGGUGUCCCGGCUGAGCCUGCCCUGGGACAGCCCUUUCCAUGUGGGAAUUAUUCCCAGCUGAGCCUGCCCUGGGACAGCCCUUUCCAUGUGGGAAUUGUUCCCAGUAUUCCAGCUGAGCCUGCCCUGGGACAGCCCUUUCCAUGUGGGAAUUGUUCCCGGCUGAGCCUGCCCUGGGACAGCCCUUUCCAUGUGGGAAUUAUUCCCAGAACCAAGCUGAGCCUGCCCUGGGACAGCCCUUUCCAUCUGGGAAUUGUCCCCAAUAUUCCAGCUGAGCCUGCCCUGGGACAGCCUUUUCCAUGUGGGAAUUAUUCCCGGCUGAGCCUGCCCUGGGACAGCCCUUUCCAUGUGGGAAUUGUUCCCAGUAUUCCAGCUGAGCCUGCCCUGGGACAGCCCUUUCCAUGUGGGAAUUGUUCCCAGCUGAGCCUGCCCUGGCACAGCCCUUUCCAUCUGGGAAUUGUUCCCAAUAUUCCAGCUGAGCCUGCCCUGGGACAGCCCUUUCCAUCUGGGAAUUAUUCCCAGCUGAGCCUGCCCUGGGACAGCCCUUUCCAUGUGGGAAUUGUUCCCAGAUACCGGGCUCUCACGGAGGCUCCGGAUGGCAGCCUGUGCCUGGCCAUGGAAUUCGGGGGGGAAAAGUCCCUCAACGACCUGAUCGAGGAGAGGAGGGAGAAGGGCCUGGGCCCCUUCCCGGCCACAACCAUCUUCCAGGUGGCCCUGAGCAUGGCCAGGGGGCUGAAG
This is a messenger RNA of Corapipo altera (White-ruffed manakin), 1074 nucleotides long. RefSeq names its product PDZ binding kinase (gene PBK). Gene Ontology annotation, biological process: protein phosphorylation. The record is from RefSeq and is a predicted model, not a curated record. The annotation marks the transcript as partial. The transcript has 3 exons. NCBI's taxonomy places the organism in Eukaryota, Metazoa, Chordata, Aves, Passeriformes, Pipridae. Gene Ontology annotation, molecular function: ATP binding; protein kinase activity.